GCAGAGGCCUCUGGGCUUGCCUAGUGACCUCUGUUUCCAGAGGAUCCGAAUCGAGCCUCCUGGACUCGGGGGGCCGCAGGAAUGAAGUGGUUAAGAAGGCUUCCCGCAGGUCCGGCGUGGAAUCCGGGUCUGAUGCUCCCUUGCUACCUGUGUGAUCCGACAAGCGACUUAACCCUUCUGAGCCUCCUUGUGAUCAUCUGUAGGAUCGCAGUGAUGAAGAGUCAUCACUGCUUCCUAGGGCUGCUGGAAGGACUAAAUGAAACUGUGCAUAUCAGACCUCUCAUAUGCUAUUAAUAGUUUCCGUGGGUACCUAGUUUGUGCGCGGCAGAUGCCGCGUUGGUCCCUGGGGUUUGCCGCCGGUAGAACAGGUCUCCGUCCGUCCUCAGGCUGCUGGUGCGUAAGAAAAAUGCGUGUGCGCUUAAGGAUGCCCAACACUGGAACACCACUACUGGAUUUGGAAAAGGCAGUUCGUGUUCGAACACAUACACUGAAACUUGGGACAAGAAAUUUACUUAAUUUCUGUGGCCAAAUUAAAGACCUACCAUGACAAUGAAGAAAGAGACUGAAUUUGUCAUUUUCACUUAAAGAAAAAUGAUAAACAAAAAUCAAACCUGUGGCACAGGACAGGAUUCUAUGCCCUAUAUGACUUGUCUGAUUCACAUACUUGAAGAAUGGUUUGGUGUGGAACAGUUGGAGGACUAUUUGAAUUUUGCAAACUAUCUCUUGUGGGUUUUUACACCACUAAUACUUUUAAUACUUCCUUACUUUACUAUCUUUCUUCUCUAUCUUACUAUUAUUUUCUUACACAUUUACAAGAGGAAGAAUGUAUUAAAAGAAGCCUACUCUCAUAAUUUAUGGGACGGUGCAAGGAAGACGGUGGCAACUCUCUGGGAUGGACAUGCGGCGGUUUGGCAUGGUUAUGAAGUUCAUGGGAUGGAAAAAAUACCAGAAGAAGGACCAGCACUUAUCAUUUUUUAUCAUGGAGCUAUUCCUAUAGAUUUUUACUACUUCAUGGCUAAAAUUUUUAUCCACAAAGGCAGAACUUGCCGUGUAGUAGCUGAUCACUUUGUCUUUAAAAUCCCAGGGUUUAGUUUAUUACUUGAUGUAUUUUGUGCUCUACAUGGACCAAGAGAAAAAUGCGUUGAAAUUCUGAGGAGCGGUCACUUGUUAGCUAUUUCACCAGGUGGAGUUCGAGAAGCCCUAAUUAGUGAUGAAACCUACAACAUCAUUUGGGGUAAUCGUAAAGGCUUCGCUCAGGUUGCAAUUGAUGCAAAAGUGCCCAUUAUUCCUAUGUUUACACAAAAUAUUCGAGAAGGAUUUAGAUCACUUGGAGGAACAAGGCUGUUUAGGUGGCUUUAUGAAAAAUUCCGCUAUCCAUUUGCUCCAAUGUAUGGCGGUUUUCCAGUGAAAUUACGUACCUAUUUAGGUGAUCCUAUUCCCUAUGAUCCAAAGAUAACAGCAGAAGAAUUAGCUGAGAAGACAAAGAAUGCUCUUCAAGCUUUGAUUGAUAAGCACCAAAGAAUACCAGGAAACAUAAUGAGCGCUUUGUUAGAACGUUUUCAUAAAAAACAAAAGACCGACUAGAAAAUGAUUUAAUACAUUUAUAUUUUUAUGUUUGUGUCUGGGGUACUGUCCUCUAAAUUUCGUUGGUUCUAUAAUUAGUUUUUUUUUUAAAUGUUAAUAAGCAUCCUAGACUUGAACUCGUUUGUUUAAAAUUGUAUUGUUGAUUUUGUUUUUGCAAUCAAUUGUGUCAAAUUUAAACAGUAAUUCAUUACAUGCCUAAUAAUUCAGGAAAUGAUGUUUCUUUUUAUAAAUUCCUGAUAAUGUAUGAUAAACAUAUAGAUUUUAAAAAUUAAGUUUAUUAAUAACAGCAAUUUAGGUUAAACAAACAUUCCUAAGAUAAUGCAUCUAAUUUCUGUAUCUGUUGCACUGAACUGAUUUUGCAAGAUGGCAUAAUUCAGUACAGACACUGAAGUUAGAGAAAAAAUACUCUUUUAUCUGUCCCUCAUUCCUUUCAUGACCUUGGGCGAAUCAUGUAAUGUUUUUGUGCCUCAACAAUUCACUUUUUAAAAACAUGCUAAUACUUUGUUGAGGAAUAUUAUUUUAAAUUCUUUUUUAAAUUUUAAAUUCUUUGUAUUUGCUGUGACUGAUAACUGUAGAACUGAAAUUAUAACAAACAACACCAAGAAUUUUUAGACAUUUAUGUAUAUACUUGGUCCACAUGAUGUUUAAAUUAUUUCUUUAGGUAUGAUGUCAAGUUGCCAAGCACAAUGGGAAAGAUACACUGUUUUUCAAAUUGAAUAAAAGAGAAAUUAGGAAAAGUAGAAUUUCUAAUAAUUAUUAUUAUUUUUAGUAUUUUAUUUUUUAACGAGAAUCUGUAGAUGUACCAUAUAGGGUAUGCUGUGCAUUGUCAGCUAUGUAACAUUUAAUAGUAUAAGGUUAAAAAUCACUGUUAUGCUCUGCAUUUCGUAUGUUAGAAGUUGAUUCUAGGCUGAUAAAAGCAGAACUAAGAAAGCUCUGCUUUUGCUGAAUACCAUGGCUUAUUCAGUUUGACUUUGCAACCAGUCAAAUGGUUUAUUGUUUCAAUAAAAAUAUACUUGAAUGAUAAAUUUAUGUGAACACAAAACUUUCUGAAAAAUUAAUGGCUUUUGAUUUGUUGUCUCCUUGAUAUCUGAAUUUUUAAAGUAUUUAAAUGGAAGAGAAUCAGAAAUCAAAUGCAGUAUCUUCCUCUUCCUUUUUUAGAUAUUAACUUACUUGGGUUUUUGUAUCAAUUUUUGUAUAACAAGUAUAUAUGUAUGAUAUCUGUAAUGUAUGUAGAAUUAAGCAACAUAAAAUAAAAGUAAAGUUGAAUUGCAAUUCAUUUUCUUGUGAAAUUGCAUAUGUGACUUUUUUUUACUUUAAACUAAUUUUUUGUUUUACUCUUUAUUCAUUUUUCACCUGUAAUCAUGUUCAUCUAUCUCAGCCACAAAGAGUAAACCUUACUUUCUA
Enhydra lutris kenyoni (northern sea otter) is the source of this 2988-nucleotide messenger RNA. RefSeq names its product transmembrane protein 68 (gene TMEM68). Gene Ontology annotation, molecular function: acyltransferase activity. Gene Ontology annotation, cellular component: membrane. Lineage: Eukaryota; Metazoa; Chordata; Mammalia; Carnivora; Mustelidae. The record is from RefSeq and is a predicted model, not a curated record. The transcript is spliced from 8 exons. The coding region runs from base 592 to 1584 and encodes 330 amino acids.